GGGAGAGGAGGAAGAAAAAAAAAAAGAAAAAAAAGUUGGCCAGGGGAAAUCAAACCGCGGAAGUGAAAAUGUGCGACUGGUCCAACUAGUCUGAGACAAACGGACGCACGCACACGGAGACACACGCGCGCUCACGCAGUCGUACAGGCGCAGACAGACACACGCAGGCAGACACCGACCCAAAGGGACGAGAUUCCGCACGGCGUCUGGCUUCCUUACCGCCUCUCCUUGAGACCAAAACGAUAUGGAGGGAGCCAUCAAGACGGUGGUGAGCGUCUUCCUCAACUCCUCCGGGGGGAGGGACAACCUUCGAUCCAGUGACUUCCAGAAGCUGGUGAAGUCGCAGCUUGGAAACAUCAUGUCGGACACCAACAGCUCCUCCGCCAUCAGGGAGAUGCAGAACGGCCUGGAUGAGAACAGCGAUGGAAAGGUCAGCUUCCAAGAGUACAUGACCCUGGUGGGCUACCUGGCCACCUCGCUGAGCCUGAACGCGAGCAGAGGGAACGCGUCCGCCUCGUAGACGCACCCCGGCCCGGCGCGCUCUGACGCCGACCACGGGGCAGGGCGGCGGCGGCGGCGGCGGCGCAUCCCUGCCUCCACCAGCAGAUGACAAGAUGUUUUGUAUUACCGGCAAAUCGAAAAAGGGUGUUAAGCGUUUUCAUUGCAUUCCAAAUAUCCUCCUAUCACACGUGCGUUUUCUGAAACUUUCCGCUCAACCACUUCAUGGCAACGUCCCCUCGCAUAUCACGCUGUUCCCCUCCCCACCGCAUAACCGAGCCCCCGCCUGCCGCCGUCCCCACAUCAAGCGCUCUGAGCCGGGGUUGGCUUCCACUUUUCUUUCCUUCCUUCCUUCUUUUUGUUGAACAAGACCCAAUGAAAGAACGUGCUUCUUGUAUUUUCAGAGAAAUAAAGGCUUUUUGUUAUUAUUAAA
Molecule: messenger RNA, 931 nt
Organism: Lampris incognitus (smalleye Pacific opah)
Lineage: Eukaryota; Metazoa; Chordata; Actinopteri; Lampriformes; Lampridae
Exons: 3
Coding region: 245-520 (91 amino acids)
Cellular component (GO): perinuclear region of cytoplasm
Molecular function (GO): calcium ion binding; transition metal ion binding
Source: RefSeq, a predicted model, not a curated record